Messenger RNA from Durusdinium trenchii, 1298 nucleotides. The record is from the annotation of a GenBank genome assembly. NCBI's taxonomy places the organism in Eukaryota, Dinophyceae, Suessiales, Symbiodiniaceae.
AUGGAGAUUGCACAGCCUUGCGCAGUGGAGAAGGAGAAGACCGAAGCGAGGAAGCGCCGAUCGCGAAGAGAAGCGCGGCACCAAAAAGGCACGACGACGGCGGCGCCCCUGUGGGUCGCUCGCUGCGCCGGGCGCGAGGAUCGUUGGGUGGAGGAGUCGGCGGCACGGUUGAGCCGUGCAGAAGCACUUCAAGGGAUGGAGCUGCAAGAGGAACAUGUUCCUGAGCUCCUGGAGUGGCUUUGCAACCCUCACCCCGAUGGCAUCAGCUCCCACGUGCGCCGCGUCGCGGCCGAGCUCCUGGGCGACGUUCGAACGUCGGAGCUCCGCGUGGCGGAGGCCCUGCGCGGGGCACUGCGCUCCGACGAGGCCGAACUUCGAAAGGUGGCCAUCCAGUCCUUGGGGAAGCUCCAUGCCCACAUUGAUGCCAUCGCCUUGGCUCUCACCGACCUGGACCCCACCGUCCGCCGCGCCGCCGCCCACGCCCUCUCCGGCUGCGGCCCUCGCGCGGCGCCCAGCGCGGCGGCUCAGCUGGGCGCGCCCAGCGCCGAGGCACGGAGCGCGGCGCAGCGGGCGCUGCUGGAGAUGCGCGUGGAGGGCGAGCCCGGUGAAGAAGAUGGGCGACGGCUGCAAGUGCUCCUGCCCGUCUUGGAACCACUCUUGGAGAGUGGUCCUCCCGAGACGAUGGCUGCGGUGCAUACCGUGCUGGAACGCCUGCGAGAACGGAUCGGCGGACACGGCAACCAGACACGGCGCACGUGGGCGGAGGAUGAUGCUUGUGCUGCGCAAAAGGCUCUUCAUUCAGCUCUGAGCUUGUUGGAUGACCCCAGUGAGAGCACGCGUUUGGCAGCCUUGUGCCGUUUGGAGGCUUCGCCGCCCAGCGAUGCUGCGGCCGGCGCGCGGCUGGGGAUGGCACUACAGGAUGACGCCGAGGCGGUGCGGGCGAAAGCAGUGCAGCUGCUGAAAGGGGUGCCUAGCGAAUGCUUGCAAGGAGCUCUAGUGGUGGCAGAGGGGCUCCAUCAGCACCCGCUGCAAAGUGUGCGCCGCGCGGCGGCCGCGGUGCUGGAGUUGGACCCUGCACGGUCGGACUCGCUGACCAGGCAUGUGGCACUGCUGAAGGAUGAGGAUCCCAACCUUCGUUGUGCUGCAGCCGAAGCCUUGGGCGAAGCCUCCAAGUUGAAGGAAUUGGAAGAACUGGGGGGACGUCCAUUGGCGCAGUUCCUGUCCUUGAGCAUCGAUCCCCAUUGGGCCGUGCGUCUGGCGCUGGCGGAGAGCCUGCAACGUUGGAGCGAAGCCGCCAG